AUGUGGUUUGAUUCUUUAGAUAUGAUCACAGAGAUAAUUUCCCCAGACAUUCUGGAUGAAGCUACCAAGCUUGUAGUCACCAGCGCGAUAUAUUUUAAGGGUGCGUGGAAAUCUCAAUUUGACGUAGCAAAGACACACGAAGGGGAUUUCACUGGAGCCGAUGGAGAUGUGUCUCAAGUUCCCAUGAUGGUCCAAAAUUCAAAAUUCAAGUUUGGUAUGGCCAGUACGCCUAAUAAAGUGGAAUAUAAUGUUCUCCAGCUACCAUACAAUGAGGCAGUCAGUAUGUUUAUUAUCCUUCCAGUGGAUAGUAGCACCGCACUCACUGAAAUAAUUCCUCACAUCAAUGUAAAUAGUAUAAAUGCGUGGAAGAAAAUCUUGAAGAGUAAUAAACUUGACAUUUCUAUACCUAGAUUCACUGCUGAGUCAGAGACUAAAUUGGAGGAACUACUUGCGCCUCUUGGAAUCACAAAUAUAUUUGAUAAAGCCAAAGCGAAUUUCAAAAAGCUCUCUAAGGGUCGUGGUCUGUAUGUUUCCCAAAUCCUGCAGAAGGCUAAAAUUGAAGUAAACGAGGAGGGUACGAAGGCCUCUGCAAUUUCAGGCAAGUAUGCCAGCAUUGUAAACUUAGACCAGAGUAAAGUGCUAUUCGAACAAUUUUAA
Molecule: messenger RNA, 657 nt
Organism: Amblyraja radiata (thorny skate)
Lineage: Eukaryota; Metazoa; Chordata; Chondrichthyes; Rajiformes; Rajidae
Product: glia-derived nexin-like
Exons: 4
Coding region: 1-657 (218 amino acids)
Biological process (GO): negative regulation of plasminogen activation; negative regulation of endopeptidase activity
Molecular function (GO): serine-type endopeptidase inhibitor activity
Source: RefSeq, a predicted model, not a curated record